Messenger RNA from Symbiodinium sp. CCMP2592, 8346 nucleotides. The record is from the annotation of a GenBank genome assembly. NCBI's taxonomy places the organism in Eukaryota, Dinophyceae, Suessiales, Symbiodiniaceae.
AUGCUGGGGAGCGACUUGAUGGAGACUACCUCCCUUCAAGAUGCAUUGGAGAAAUUGCAAUCGGAAGCCAUCUCCGUCUCUUGGCCACGCAAGUCAGUGCCGCCGGCCUGGAUGCACUACGCGAAUGGCUUCAAGAUUCUGCAAACCUUGACCGUGCAGACGGUAUGGCCGACUGUACUCCGUGUCCUGCUGAAGUACCUUGCGCGUCAGAUUCAGGCCCUGGUAAAGACAGGCUAUAGCGAAAACUUCUGCUGCGAUUUCAACUAUGUGCUUUGCGGGCGCAAGACGUCCUUUCGCGCCGAUGCGGCGGCGACCUUUGUGCAAGCCAUUCGAGCUGCCUUCCGAAAGGUGGAAGGAAGCCAGGCGCUGCCGGCUGGCCUGGAGGCGACUGCGCGCCUCAUUCGGCUGGCAGAGGGGGAUCUCGACGUUCCCUUUGUCUGCCAAAAGGCACUCAGUCUACUUCGCAGCUGUGGCCAGCCUGCAUCUGCUUGCCUGGCUGCGAUUGCCGUGCGCUGCUCACUCUCCUUCCGAGACUGGCUUCUGCAACACCACGAUGAUUUCGUGGCGGGCAUCAGCAAUGCAUGGGCGCAGCACCGCUCCAUCGAGAACAUGGAGCUAGUACUUCGCUUCGCCCUGAGCCUCGACGACUUCACCGUGCGCGAGGCGCAGCUUCUCGUGCCCCUCGUGGCCGACACCCUGGAGGCAGAUGCCCGAGCUGAUGCCAGCCUUGCGGCCAGCCGUUUCCGUGGCAGUGGAAACAGGUCUGCCCCGCUGGCGCGACUGGCUGACCUGUUGGCCGCUCUAGUUUGGAGAGCUAGCGGUGCCAGCGGCUCUUCCGCGGCUGCCGAGAUCUGUAAUCAAAUCGAGAAGCGGUGUUUGGUGCGGCUCAGUGAGAGUCACGGCAGAGAGCUUUGUGCAGAUGAAGCCGCGGUCGUCAAGUUGUGUGCUGCUGUACUCCGGCAGCUGGAUAAGGGCGCGCGGCUGCAGAUAGAGCUGCCUUGGCUGCAAGCCUCGCUGGCGGCCUUGCUUUCCGCGGCAACCUGGGCUCAUCUCGGCCAGGAGAAAGCUGCGACUGCAGAUGUGCUUGACAGUCUUCUCUGCCGAGAUUUUGGUGCUUCUUUGGCCUCUCCAGGUAUUGUGGAAAACCUGCCAGUCAUAACAACCAGCGCUGGGUUUGCAGCGCAGGUCUGCAGCGCUGCGGACUACGCGAGGGCCGCUCUGGCGCAAGGAGCGAGCCAUUCAAACUUUUGGCACUUGCUUGCGGUCGUGCUGCUCCUUUGCCCGGCAGCUUCGACCAAAGAGCUGAGCCAGGAGUUCUUGCAGGUGGCGCAGAAAGCGACGACAACACAGUCAAAUCCCGCGCUGCGUAGCUGCGUGCUGGCAGCUGCAAGGCUGCAGACCAGCUCCACAGAACAACAGCAACGCCUGCUCGAAGGCAUGGCAGCAGAGGCACCCGAGUUCGGGGAGAGCUUUCUCUGCAUCAGCGGGGCGUCGUCCACGCAUCUGGAGGAGCUGCAACGCCUGCGGGCAGACGAUGUGAGCGAGGCCUUUCCGGAUGCGGAUGACUUCCUGGUAGGGUUUCCACCCCCGGAGCAGCUGGGAAAAGUUCCUGGCGCAGCUUUCGCCGCUGCACUGCGCCACCGCCACACAGCGAGGCUGCGCACCGAGUCGGAGCUCCGCUGCCGAUCUGCUGCAGCGUCGCUAAAUGGAUCAGCCGAAGGUGCGGGAGCCUCGGGGCUGGGGUCAGAGAUGGAUGAGGUGCUGCUGCUCCAUGCCCGCUCAGCUGUUGCCCUGCGCCGUCAGCGACAGGAGGAGGCUCCACUUGGGUCCAGCGGACGCGGGGCAGGUGCUGUGGGCUUUGCUGCGACCUGGGCGCUGUUUGACUGCCGACUGCAAGCUGCCCGUGCUGCACAGGAUCCCUCGAAGGAGACCGACUUACAGCAGCAGACUCCGGUCCUACUGGCGCUGAUUCCUGCAGUUGGCCUCCUGCUUUGGCUGCCCCAGGCUUCAGGUAGCCGGCCUCAGCGAGCACUUGUGGAAAGUCUCCGUCGACUACUUCAGUUCGCGCACGCACUGCUUUCCGCACCCGCCGAAAGGUUUGCGAACCUGGCCCUCAGCACGCCAACGCCGGAGGCUUUUUGUGCUGCCCUUGCGGGACUGCUGUGGAGACUCGCAGGCUUCGGCGGCCUUGCGUUAGAGGAGUUUGCCUCCCUCCUGGCGACGGUGGCUGAGACCAUAGCAGCUGGGAGCCUUGUUUCUGCCGAGAAGUUCAAGCUGCUGGUGGCUGCAGCGGUGGUGGAAGGCAGUUUCGAAGAUUCUGCGGCGGAGCCCUGCCUCGCGCUGGCAGCCCUUCGCUUGGCUGCAGUGGACCUCAGCUGGUACCUAGAGCAUCAGCCGAUCUGGCGCCAGCCACCGCCGGGCCUCGCAGCAACAGCCGAAGCUGUGAUGGAGGCCUGGUGCACCUCGGCACUGCCUGUCUCCACGCUGGAAUGGGAAUCUUUCCUAGACACGGCGAAGAAGCUGCUUUCAGCCUGCGAGGCAUCGUGGCGCAGGGGCUACGACGGUGUGCUGCGCUCUGCAUUGCGCCGUCUCUGGGCCCAGGAGGCAGACGGCCGACCGCAGCCGAAGGCACGUCUCGAAGCCUUGGCCCAGGGCAACUUCGCGCUUGGCGAGCGGGGAAGGGUUGCCCUCGCCGCGGUGUUGACGCAAAGCUUGCGCUUUCUGCGAGCUCUGGACAUGACAGAGGAGGUACAGCUGGCUGCUGACACCUGCAUGAGUGUUAUUCCGGAUCUCAUCCUGAAGGAUUCUUCACCAGAGGUGCAGCUGGAGGUGGCCAAGACCUCCAUCCACGUCCUUUUUGAAACCUUCGAGAGCGACCCACUGCUUGAGGAGUUAAAGCCUCUGGUGGAUCGGGUGAUGACGCAGGAGGCAGCCGACUCCGUGACACUGGUCGGCAUGCAGGUGGCAAUAGAAGUCGCCUGCCAAGGCUACAUGCACCGGGUGCUGCCUCGUAUUUGUGCCGAGGUCAAGGCCCAGCUGCGGUCAACUGCGAGAAAAGCGCUGGGCGUGCUGGACGAGGAGAUGGGGUUCGCGACCGCCUCUGGCACAGAGCCCUCUCCCCUUGCGCUUGUCUUUCGCGCACCAAUCUUCCUCGCCGUGCUCCGCGCUCGGCACCGGUUGACACAGCUUCCUCUGUCGGACCUUGGGCUGGCGGCGGCUGGAGUAGCAGCUCUACCUGGUCGAGGUCAGCGGUGGGGCCUUGGCCGCCAUUUUGCGGCGGCGGUUGCAGCCAUCGUCUUGUCGGAGGACUUCGCCGCAUUAGGCGAAGUCGCCCCAUGCUGCGGUAUGGGAGCGUCUUCAGCAGAGUUCCAGGAACUUCUGGGCGUGCCCCUGGCUGCCUGCACAGUGCCCCUGAGGCGCAGCCUUGCCGGUCUGCAGGAGCGCCUAGGCGAGCAGCAGGUGGCUACACUCCUGAAGACCAAGGCUGGGCAGAUCUUCGCCUUCGCCCUGCAGCUGCCUUUGCUCACCUACGACGAGCCAUGUUACAAAGAUCAGACGAACCCUGCGGCCGUCGCGGCAGCCUUCCGCGAGGUGGCCGGUGCCUACGAGUGGGCGGACACGAAGAAGUUCGUGGCGCGACACUUCCGGGAAUUGAUCUUUUACCUUGACCCGAUGAUCCGCACUUGGGCACCCUUUGUGCCGAAGGCGGUGCUGGAGCUUCUCCGAGCUGUCGUGGACUGGAUGGGCCAUGUCACCGGGAGCCGGCUACGUCUCCUCCUGGCCCUUUUGCUUCAGCAUGGUGAACGCCUCCGUGGGCGAGACCGUAGCGACUUAAGCACCAUCGUCGGACAAGUGCUCACAGCUGCGUCAGGAAGCCCCUCCGAUGGGCUCGCACGCUUGGCCCGGCAGCGGGACGAGACCUUGCGCUGGAGCCUGGCCGAGGUCCAACAGCCCGGCACAGACGCUCGCAGCCCGGCACUAGCUGUGCUGCUUGGGGUUCUCCGUGCCCUGCGCCAGAACGAGGCCGUCAGCUGGCUUCACCUGCAGCUGGAGAGCAUUCUGCCGAGGUUACCUGCCGAGCUCCAGAAGGCCAUCGGGGAUGCGACAGGAGGUGUGUUGGUCGAGGAAGCUGCGGAUGGGGAGCGUCCCAUGAAGCGCCUACGAAGAACGGCCACUGCAAGGCUCGGUACCGACUCGGCGUUGAAGCAGCUGGCCCCCGUGCGCCCUGGCCUUUCGUGGGGGCCUGCGCCUCCUCCAGACCUUGGUUGCGUGGUGCGUGCACUCGACCCCACGCCGGGCCCGACAGCUGCGCCUGAAGAGGUGAUGCAGCGGUCCCUUCAGCUCCUGGCACAGGCACAGCCUCUGAAGCAGCUGCGCGAGGACCCUUCUCUAGCGCGGGCCUUGGCGUCAGGCUUGGCGGUCUUAUGCCCAGUGGCCACCGUCAAGGCCUCUGAAGGAGAGACGUCGGAUCCAGUCGAGCUGCUUAUCCCACGAGCUGCAGGGCGUGUCGAUGAGCUCCUCGGCUCGGUUGCUCUGCUGGGUGCAACGCAGCUCCAGGCACAUCCCUCCGCUCGCGUUCGGCAGCUGGCAGGCAACGCCUUGCGGCAUCUGGUGUCGACACAGCGCAGCCUCUGUGUGGCGUCCAAGAAGCUGCUAAUGGAAAUACUGGAUCCGAAGCAUCUGUUUCUGGAGGACAUCGAGGAUCUCUUGAGCUCUCCAGUGCCACCCAAGAAACCAAUGGACAAGGAGAAAGCCCCGGAGAAGGCGCACGAAAUCUCUUUCCGGCUGACGGAGAAGGAGUCCAGCUUCGCAACGUGGGUAGCUGCUCGCCUGGCCCAGCUGCGCAGCUUGGGUGCCGCAGUGUGGGAUGGUUCUGGCGUCACAGUUCUGGUGGCUUGUGUACCACUGGCGGCCCAUGCGCCCUGGUUCGCUGAGCGGUUGCUGGUCGUCAGCCUUCUGAAAGCCGCCACAAUGGCUUUGGGUGGGCCGACAUUGGGCAAAGACCUGAGCCUGUUCUUCGAGCAGCCCGUAGUGGACGAAUCGCAAGCGCGGUGCUUGCUGAAGACCCUCCAUCUCCUGAGGGUCUACCAGUCGGGCAUCAAGGGCAGAGCGGUGCCGCAUUUCCCUCAAGAUGCUGGCGACCCGUUCUGGUCCAACCUCGAUCUCUUCGCGGCAGCACAGUGCGCUGCGAAGUGCGACUCCAGGUAUAGCUUUCAACUCUUGGAGCUCCAUCUGCAGCGACGCCAGCCUGACAUGCCACUGGAUGAAGCCCUUCAGACUAUCGAAACCGUGACCGGCGUGGAGGCUCUCUUCAAGCCCCCCGCACCGGAGAUCCGGCUUCUGGAGAAGCUGGCCAAAGACUUGCCGGAUGACCAGUUUCUGCACGGCAACUCGCAGUGGUGUCACCGGUCCACGCGGUUGGCACGUGCAGAGCUCGGUGAGGAUCACCUCACAAGCCUGCACCUGCGUAGUGAGAUACUGGAGGCGGCACUACGAGGUGAUGGCUGCGAGGCAGAAGCACGCUUGGGCCUCGAUGAUACAUUGGGAAGACUCGGACUUCACCCGCUGCUGACAGCAUCCUCCCUGCCAGAUGAGGAUGGCCCUGCGUGGGAGCGCCGUGCCGAAGCGCUCUGGCGGCUCGGCCAAUGGAACAGCGCAGACCAACAAGGAAGAGGCUUUCACGCAGCCCUACAUUCGGCGUUGUCAGAGAUGGCUGGCACCAUGAGCGUGGUGGAAGGACCACUGCUGGAGAUGGUAGCCGGCACCAUGGAGGCUGUUCGACUGCAGUCUCCGCAGAGCCUCAAGGCUGCAGCUACAAAAUUGCAGUCCAUCGGUGCAAUAUUCAACUGCGUCGACGCCGUGAUGGCUGACAAUGCGCCGGCUUCAAAAGGGUCGUCAGUGGCGAACUUGGCAGCCAGCUGGCACAAGGUCGGCAGCGGGCAGUUCCUGCAAAUCGAGCAGCAGCUGGCCCUGCGAGCGGCCCUCCUCUCAGCUGCAAAGCAGCCGCUUCAGGAGUACCGCUUCCUUACAGCUCUGGCUGCUUUAGCACGCGAGGGGUCGCAGUUUCACCGAGGACUCGCCCUGCUCGAGCGAGCACAGCGGACGCGUGAAAAAACGAAGCCGAACAAGCUCGACAUCCUCAAGCUGCAUUGGGAGCAGGCGCAGUGCCUCUGGGAGCUGCAAAUGACACAGCAGGCCUUGACCAUUGCCAAGGCCUUGGUCAAAGAUGCUCGAGAGAUCAAGUCCGCGAACAGCUGGUAUGCCGAGAUUCUGGCGGGCACCGGAACAUGGCUUUCAAUUUCCAAGCUGGAGAGCCCAGAAGUCAUCGAUGCGGAGUACUUUGUCCCGGCCACCAAAGCAGACCCCUCCCACUUUCAGGCGAGGCGUCAGUUCGCUGAGUUCCUCGACAGCUGCCUAGCGGAGGAGCUUAGCCGACAGCGCUCCGUGCAGUUUUCCUUGGCCAAGGAUUCUCGGCAGAAGACUGAAGAGCAGCUGGCGCAGGUGGUCAGCCAGAUGGACGCGAUCAGCAGGAAGGCCGAAGGCCAACAAGACCGGAAGCUGUUUCACAGCCUGCAGCAGCAACGUCGAACGCUUGAGCUCCAGCGCCAGGAAGACCAGAAAACCUUGCAGAACGAGGAGGCCAGGCUAGAGGCUUUCGCGACCAACUGCGUCAAGCAGCUGGCGCGCUGUCUCAGCGAUGGUCAGGGGAACCUCACGCAGGUGGCCUGCCGAUUCCUGUCUCUAUGGUUCGACUGUCAAGAGUACCCCGGCAUUACGCGGAUCGUCCGGGAGUCCAUCCCGACGCUGAAGCAAGCACCACUGCUCCCCUUCCUGUACCAGCUCGCCUCCCGAUUGGAUCUCAAGGAGGGCCUCUUUCAGCAGACACUGGAUGAGCUGUUGGUCUCCCUAGCUCAGCGUGGCCCGCAAGCACUUUGGCCUCUGAUUUUGCUGCGGAACGGCGACCGUGUGCAAAAGGACAUGCAAGGCAGGGCGCUGCACAGACAUGCGCCCAACAAACUGGCGGCUGCAAAGCGAGUGCUGGAGCGACUGCGGAAGCUCCCCGCGCUGAAGUCAGUGCUGGAGACAGUCGAAACUCUGAACAAGUUCUACCUGGCCAUAGCGGAGUUUCCGAUUGACAAGAAGAACCGCGAUGCAGAGGUGGCAUUGUCACGCAUCCCCGAGUUCAAAGCCGUCACUAAGGCGCUGCAGAGCAUCAAGAUCCCAGUUCCCACCUCGUCCGCCGGUGACGGCUCUCAUAUCGAAGGCUUCGCUGACAGCUUCAGCAUCGCGCCGCAAGGGGUCUCCUGCCCGAGAAUCGUACGAGUCCGCGACUCGGCUGGCAGGGAGCUGAAGCAGCUGGUCAAAGGCAUGGACGACCUGAGGCAGGACGCAGUGAUGCAGCAGCUGUUCCGUUUGCUGAACGAUGUAUUUCAGGACACCCAGCUGUCGCUGCGCACAUUCCAGGUCAUCCCGCUCUCGCCCUGCGCAGGAGUCGCCGAGUGGGUGGAGCACACGACCACGCUCGCAGAGAUCCUUUUCGGCCCAGUGGAGGGUGCGCACCAGAAGUACAGGCCGGAAGACUGGCUGCACCACCAGUGCAGACAGAAGAUGGUGGACGCUCUCCAGGCGGCCAAGAACGGUGACCGCCAAGCGCAGCCGCGCGCCUUCGCAGAGAUCUACCGCCACUUCAAACCUGUCAUGCAUCUGGUCUUUCUGGAGCGGUUUCCGUCGCCUCAGGACUGGCACGCGGCACGACGGGCUUACGCACGAUCGACUGCUGUCAGCUCCAUUGUGGGCUACAUCGUUGGUCUUGGCGACCGGCACGUGAACAAUAUCCUCUUCGACAAGAGGACAGGUGAGCUCAUCCACAUCGACUUUGGGAUCACGUUCGAGGCGGGCCGCCUGCUUCAGAUCCCGGAGAUGGUGCCUUUCCGGCUGACGCGCGACAUCGUGGCAGGUCUUGGAUGCCUGGGCAGCAGCGGCCUAUUCCGUCGAUGCUGCGAGUUGACCAUGGAGGUGCUCCGCGGGAGUUCCACGCUUGUCAUUGCCGUGACCGAAGUCUUUGUGCACGACCCCCUCUACAAAUGGUCGCUCACGCCAAGCCGAUCGCAUCAGAGCGAGCCGGAGCAGAACGCAACCUCAGGCCCGCGAACGAUGCUCUCUGACGUGCAGGGCAAUGAGAUGGCCAAGAGAGCCUUGGUGAACGUGAAGGCGAAGUUGCUGGGCGAGGCACAGGGCUUUGCCACGUCUCUGGGCGUCCCGGCACACGUGGGCAGGGUCAUCCACGAGGCCACAGAUACGAACAACCUUUGCAAAAUGUUCUACGGAUGGAGCCCAUGGCUUUGA